Molecule: messenger RNA, 825 nt
Organism: Tetrahymena thermophila SB210
Lineage: Eukaryota; Ciliophora; Oligohymenophorea; Hymenostomatida; Tetrahymenidae
Product: transmembrane protein, putative
Exons: 1
Source: RefSeq, a predicted model, not a curated record
AUGUAUAUAUCAAAAUAAUUAUAUAUCUCUUUCUUUUCUUUAUUUAACUUUUUCAUUUUUCUUAGAUUUGGAUAUCUUCUAAUAUAAACUCAUUUUAAGAAUUAGAAACUUGCUGAUCAGAAUUAAAUUUAAUUUACUUUUAAUUUUCAUUGUUCACUCCUAACAUUUAUUCAGUAUUUUUAUGCUCCUCAACAAAGCAAUUUUCACCUUAUUUUAUAUUAGUAAUAGAAUUCUUCUUCUUUUUUUAUUUUUGAGCUGAUUGCUUUUUAUUUUAUUGCUCAGUUUCUUAUUUUUAAUUCUUCAUGUAUUAUUGGAUAGUAUAUCCUGUCCAAGUUCCACUUAGACUUUCUUCUGCAUCAAAAUUAUAUCCAUCAAAGCUCUCUCUAAAGAACUCUUCGUUAAGCUCAAACUGUUAAAUGGUUAAUGGUUCUUGCUUUACCUUUGGUUUUGUUUCCUUUAUUUCAUUUACAGUAGGAAUUUUAUUUUUACUAUUAAUUUUUUUACUGCUCUUUUAGUUAAGUUAAUUUGGUUGAGUACUACUAAUAUUUGUUUUUGUUUAUGGAUUAAAUGAGGGACUAAGCUUUUCGUUUUAUUUUGCCUCACUGUUUAAUCCGUUUUUAUUUUAUUUAUUCUAGCUUGCUAAAUCAUCUUAUUGAUUUAAUUUUUAAAAUUCUGAUUAAUUAUAAUUAGAAAUUUAGCAAGGGAUUUCAUUAAAUUUGUUUUUAGUUGAUGUCAAAUUAUGCUAAGCUGAGCUAAUACCAAUUUAAUCACUAUCCUUUUUUUUGUUUUAUCUUUAUUAAUUUAGUUGCUAUUCUUUCUGAUUGA